AUGUUGUUCCAUCACAAGCUCAGAUCAUCCUCCCCGUCCCUCCUCUUCUGCUGCUGCCACGACGGCCACCGCGCCGCCUACCACGAGGCCGCCUCCUCGGACUGCGACGACGGCGGCAACCCCCGCAAGGUCCGCUCGACGGCCCAGGAGCUCCGGCUGGCGGAGAUCCGGUACAAAUGCCGCAGCCUCAUCGCUCGGAUCGGGAGGUGCCGGUGGAGGCCGGGCCAUGCGGCCGCCGCUGCCGCUGCAUCCUUGGAGUUUGGGUACGACCCAAUGAGCUACGCACUCAACUUCGAGGACGACCGGAGCCGGGAGUCGGACGAGGAGUUCCCAGCGAGAAACUUCUCGGCACGGCUGCCGGUGUCUCCGGAUCGGUUGCUGCCGGCGAAAUUGCCGAGGGAAGUCGUAGCUUGUAGUUGA
Eucalyptus grandis is the source of this 420-nucleotide messenger RNA. RefSeq lists its product as uncharacterized. Lineage: Eukaryota; Viridiplantae; Streptophyta; Magnoliopsida; Myrtales; Myrtaceae. Bases 1 to 420 code for a protein of 139 amino acids. The transcript has a single exon. The record is from RefSeq and is a predicted model, not a curated record.